This is a messenger RNA of Polyodon spathula (Mississippi paddlefish), 4150 nucleotides long. Its product is annotated as occludin-like. The transcript is spliced from 8 exons. The record is from RefSeq and is a predicted model, not a curated record. Gene Ontology annotation, cellular component: transcription elongation factor complex; membrane; bicellular tight junction. NCBI's taxonomy places the organism in Eukaryota, Metazoa, Chordata, Actinopteri, Acipenseriformes, Polyodontidae. Bases 277 to 1851 code for a protein of 524 amino acids. Gene Ontology annotation, molecular function: cis-regulatory region sequence-specific DNA binding. Gene Ontology annotation, biological process: snRNA transcription by RNA polymerase II; bicellular tight junction assembly; positive regulation of transcription elongation by RNA polymerase II.
GAGAGAGAGAGAGAGAGUGUAACAGCCACUUGUUGCUUAGCUGAAAGCAGAAAGUCGUCGAGUACCGAAAAUAAUAAUUUUGUGAAACUGUUGAGCUCCGUCGCGUGGCUCCUCCGGGGCUGUAAAAAGGGAUUUCACGUCGAGGUUAUAAGAAGUAAAGUCAUAGGAAGUUUUUAAAUGCUUCUGUAAUCCAGAGGAAAGGAGCCUAACCUAACUCGCCUUGUUGUGUCACAGACACUGCUGCAUGGGAGCAGGUCAUCCUUUCCCACAACCUGAAUGAUGUCGCGCUACGACAGCCCGCCCAUGUACAGCCCCCCUUACUCCCCGAGCGGAUAUGGACCCCCGGGGGAGCUCCUUGAGCCGCGCUCCCUCCCUCCCGAUUCCUUCUACAUUCAGGAGAAGCCCCAAUACUUCUUCAAGUGGACCUCCCCACCAGGGGUCUUGAAGAUCCUGGAGGCCAUCAGCCUGCUGCUGUGCUUGGGGAUAUUUGCCUGCGUGGCGUCCACCCUGGCCUGGGACAUGGGGUACGGCGGGGGCAUGGGCCUGGGGAUGGGCAUGGGGGGUUACGGGAUGGGGGGUUACGGGAUGGGCGGGUACGGGAUGGGGGGGUACGGGGGCUAUGGUAUGGGCUAUGGCGGGGGCUACGGUAUGGGCUAUGGCAGUUAUGGAGCCUCCACCAGCCCCCAGGCCUCCAAGGGCUUCAUGAUCGCAAUGGCGGCCAUCAUUUUCAUCGCGGCCCUGGCGGUCUUUGUCGUGAUCACCACCAAGUCUCAGAGCUCCCGCAGCCGCAGGUUCUACCUGCUGGUGAUGGUGUUCAGCGGCCUGCUGGCGGGGCUGGAGCUGAUCGCCACCUUCGUCUUCAUCAUUGGUGUCAAUCCCAUGGCCCAGAGCUCCACCUCCAUGUACUACAGCCAGGUGAUGAUGAUGUGCCAGUCCGUGUACAACUCAGGGGCCUUCGUCAACCAGUACCUCUACCACUACUGCGUUGUGGAUCCCCAGGAGGCCGUGGCUAUGGUGGGUGGUUUCCUGGUGGCUUUUGCACAGGCUCUUAUCAUCUUCUUCGCCUACCAGACGCGCAGCAAGAUCUGGCGCUACGGCAAGCACAACAUCUACUGGGACAAGCCUCUAAGCGCAGACCCGGAGGAGGGGCGUGAUGUGGAGGACUGGGUUAACAAUGUGCAGGGUGGGAACAGCACUCACGCCGAGACAGUGGAGUACUCUGAGAAGCCAACCUCUCAGGUCAACAUGAUCAGCAACAGCAGCCCAGCUAAGGCAGGCAGCUACUUCAGCUCUGGCACCUACACUGACCGCAGUUUCCCGGCCGCGACUCCCUUGGACCGCCCCCCAGAGUACACAGGACCGGUGGUCAGCUCCAGCCCCUCGGAGGAGGAGGGCGGGGGAGUGAGGCGCCCCGCAGCCAGGAGAGGAAAGAAGAAGCGACGCAGGAACCCCGAGCUGGACGAGUCCCAGUACGAGACGGAGUACACCACUGGAGCAGACACCUGCGACGAGCUGGACCAAGGGGAGUGGGAGAGCCUGUACCCCCCGAUCAGGACAGACCAGGAGAGGCAGGAGUACAAACGGGAGUUUGACUUGGAUCUGAAGGUGUACAAGCAGCUGUGUGCUAAGAUGGACGACGUCAACGACCAGAUGAACCAGCUGAGCCGGCAACUGGACAGCUUGCAGGAGGACAGCCCCCAGUACCAGGGAGUGGCUGAGGAGUAUAACCGACUGAAGGACCUGAAACAGACCCCUGACUACCAAGCCAACAAGCUGCAAUGCAGGCAGCUAAGGAGCAAGCUGUUUCACAUCAAGAGCCUGGUGAACAGCUACGACAAACAGCGCCCCUAGUGGGCACUGGAGGAACCAGAGAGACGCAGCUUCAAACCCACCUCUGCCAGGGGGUGGCAAGGCUUUGUAAAUAGAUAGCGUUGAGAAACUCUUGGGGUGUUUCUGACCCAGCGUGCCCCUUUGGCUCCUGUCAAACCGAUCCAGCCGCUAGUCCCGUUCACUUCUCUGUGUGUGACCGCGUUCUCUUGGUCCCGAUGAGGUCACGACAUCAGAGCCACGCCCUUUUAAUUGCAGAGCCCUGAAAUAAAAAGCACUUUGACCUGUUUUUUAAAUUCACCCCCUCGCCCAGUUGUGUGUCCGACUAUGCGCAGUAUGCAUGUUUUUAAUCUUGUUAAAGGAGUCAUUUUUGGUCACACCCACGAUGUCUUUGGCUUAAGAAAAGAAAACAAGGCUGGAGUAGAUUAUGAGCCUCGCUCUUUUUCAGUUUAUCAUGUUUUUCCGAUGCUUGUACGGUGCAAUCACCGUGCUUAUCUGUUAUUCACCAUGUAUGCACAAUGCAUUACCAUACUUUGCUGUGUUGUACUAUGCAAGCAAAACGAAAACGUGGUUGUUGACCCAGACUAAGGACUUUUAAAAUGAACAAGGAUGCAGUUCUUCUGUAAUUCUGUAACAUUAAGCUCAGCUGCUAUCCUUCAGUCCUCAAGCCUGCAGCCGCCAAACAUGUCACCAUCGCGUUAGCAGGACAGGAGCCAAACGAUUUCACUUCCAAGAUGCACGAAGCCUGCAAAGGGGUAAUGAAAACACGCAAAAGUGUAAUGGGCAAAACAGCUGAACAAAGUUUGAGUUCAGAUUGCAUCCUAUCCAGAUCAAACUCCACACACACAGAGCAGCUGGAUUGCCAAACUGCUGCCAGUCUCGCUGUCAGUUAUCUUCAUUACAGGAGUUCUGAUCACGUGGGGGGGCUGUUUUGAUGAAGGAGGUUAAAGUCAUGGUUGUUUUGACUGUGGUAGCUUCUAUUUCUGAUACUGGGGCAAGGCUGCCAUCCUUCAGAUUCAUGCUCCUUAUACUUGAUCAUUAAUUUACUGAUCUAGCCAAACUUUGCUUAUCUUCUGAGAUCAUUCAAGGUAAAUUACUACUGUAGUUAGUUCAUUGUACAGCGUGCAACAUCCAGACGAGGCAACUGUAAUUCAUUCUCCUAUUUCCCCAAGCAAGAAUAGUGCAGAGAUUCUUAUAAAGUGAUCUUAUUAUAAAUGAUGCAUUUGUGAGAUAAUUUUUCAAGAUAUUUUCCAAUCCACCGAUAUUUGUUGGGAUUUCAAGGUGCAACGUGCACAAGUGAAAAAACGAAAGCGCGUUGCAAAAUGUUACGCAAAGCAGGCUCAAAACCUAAAGGUAUUUUUAUGUUGUUUUAUCAAGAUAUUCGGACAAGAGACCAAUCCUAUGCAUUGCCUAGCACUUUGAACCAUUAUCCAGGUUUUGUUACAAGCCUUUGUUGUAUGUUUUCUAUACAAAUGCGGUAUGGGUUUUGUUAUGUAAGCUCUAGUAGGAGUUUAUUGAAGUUUGUUUUAAAACCUGGAAUGGCUCAAACAACCGCUAUGCAAUGGGAAUCAUGUUGCCAACCCUGGGUUUUUUUUAAAAUAUAUAUUCCUUUUUUCUGUAGUCCUAGAAAAAUCAGUUAUAAAACAUAAUUCCAACAUCAAAAAGAUACUAAUACAAUAAUACAGUAAACUUAACUAAUGUGUAAAAAAAAAGCUAGUAUUUUGUAUUAUUAUUAUUAUUUUUAUAAUUGCUUAAGAGUUGAAGACAAUAUAACACUGUUUAGACAUUACACUAAUAUAUUGUAUAUUAGAAUAGUGGGCUAUUUUUAUAUUAUGCAACUUUCAAAGCUGCAAACAGGGAUCAUAAGAUUGAGUGAUUCAUUUGUUUGACAUGCAUGUAGUUCAAUGAUAGAAACAGGUUGUGCAGGGAGAUCGUUUUUUUAUUGUUAUUGCUGAUAAGAUUAUAGCAAUUUGAGUGCAAAUGUUGUGUUUUGAUCACAGAAUACAAUAGGUUGGAUUCUAUUUUGCCAUCAAACUCUAGAAUGUUCUUUUUUUCAAAGCCCCCGGUGCAAUUAUUAUGAUUUUUGGAGAUGAAGAAAAAAAAAGGUGAAAAUGUGAAAAUUUGAUAUAAAAAAACAUCUCACAAAUGAAACUGUUCCGCAAAUAUAAAAGUGAACACAAGACAACACGUGCAUUGUGUAAGUUGAAGAAGCCCAAGCGUUACCUAUUGAGGGUGAAAUUUCGAUGUACAUUUUCAAGCUGAUCAACGCCGUGUUUCACCAAAGAUCUUUGUAAAUAAAACUGUCCGUUUUGAAAAAUGUUAA